Molecule: messenger RNA, 5228 nt
Organism: Toxotes jaculatrix (banded archerfish)
Lineage: Eukaryota; Metazoa; Chordata; Actinopteri; Toxotidae
Gene: ice1
Product: KIAA0947-like (H. sapiens)
Exons: 20
Coding region: 120-4703 (1527 amino acids)
Source: RefSeq, a predicted model, not a curated record
AGACGCGAAAAUGUGAAGUUGUUUUGAACUUGGACAUAAAUCGUUUAACGGAGAUAUGGUCGUUAGUUUACAAAAGAAAAAGCAACGGUUGUGACGUUUACAGUGAAAUUUGUCUUACCAUGAUGCCGGGGGACAGUAAGCCCAAAACAGUGGCAAUCGCCGCGGACGCGACGGUUGGAAACUGUCAGAACUGUUCUGUUUUGCAUCAGAGCCUUACCGAAUAUGUGUCGUCAUUUCUGGCACUGAAACAGAAAAUAACGGUUUCGGAUGACACUAUCCGGCUUCAGCAACAGCUGGAAGAGCUGCAGAUCAAAUUGGUUUCUCUGGAGAAAAAGACUGCAGAUUAUGAAUCUAUGCAAGCAGAACUGGAAGAAAAGAAGUGUGCUCUUACAGCUUAUGGACAGAUGUCCGAAGAGCUUGAAAAACUGAAGGAGGAAAACAGCAGGACAGUAGUAAAGAGUACGAAGCUUGAAGACGAGCUAAAGAAUGUGAAAGAACUGACCGAAACACAGUCACUUGAAAAUGCACAACUGAAGAGGGAAAAGGCUGAAGUAGAAAAUGAUUUGCUGGAAACACAGACAUCUCUGAGGAAAUCUCAGGCACAAGCAGAUCAAGUUGAAAAACUGUUAGAGAAGAAUGCAGAAACAACAAGCAUAAAGGAAAACCUUGAAAAUCAAGUUAGACAGCUUGAAGACUCACUUUGCAAACAGAAUCAUCAAAUAUCCCAACUGACCAAAGAAAAGAUCCUCCUAGAGAGAAAUAUUGAUGAUCUCCAGGCGAGACUGAUGAAACUGGAGAGAGAAAGGAGUAAAGAGUAUAGGAGCGUAUCAACUCAAGCAAAUUCACCCAAGGAGCCUAAAGUUGACAAAGAGAAAAUCCGGGCGCUGCUAGAGGAUUUAUGGGCAUGUGUGGAGCCUCAGCAGCAGCACUCAGCAAACCUGUUGCACUUAACCGGUGACGCCUCAUUAAAGUCCUGCUCCUGUUCCAAGCAAGUUGUACCUCCCUCUCCUCCGAACAGACUGCACUCUCAUCUGAGAAACACGUCCCAGUCUCCUCCUCAAGACAUCAGUACAUCUCACAGUUGCCACUUAAAAGCCACUUAUACACAGUUAAAACCUUCUCCUCAGAAAGCUGUCAAACAUCAAGCAUCUCCUCCGUGCUCAAGUGGAAAGAAGCAAAGAGUCACUCCCAAAAAGAGGAAGCCAUUGUCAAAGGAACACAAAACUGAGGAGCCAUCGCCCAACAUGGGCAGCUCUGAAGUAUCUAUUGAGGAGAUAAUGGAAAUGUUUAAACCGAUGCAUCCCUUCAUAUCACCACUACCAGACUCGGACACAGAGUUGGAAACUAUGGAGACGGUUGAAGGAGAAAAGGAAAACCACCCCAAACCCUUUGAUGACUCUGUUCCUCUUCAGCAAGAAGAGGCAUCCUUAUUUAUCACAUCAGCGUCAAGCCACUGUCCAAACCUUUCUGCAUUACCAGCAGAGGAGAUUGUAGACUUGCCAGUUGUCACAGCACAUGAAGUGGAACACAUUUCUGAUGAAAAUGACACCAAAGGCUUUGGACAAAAGGAGUUCAGCGGCAUAACGGAAACAAAGGACGAAAGCAGUACAGGUGGUGAAGAAAUGAAUCUUAAAAAAGACACACAGACAGAGCAGGAGACAGAAUCUGUGCAAAUAUUAGCAGCAUUAUCUUCUUCCACAUCAGACAAUGCAGUUUUGGUUGAGGUUGUGUCCUUAACUAGUGAAAGACAAGAAGCAUCCUGCAGUGAAAAUCCCAGUAGCGGUAUUGCCAGCAGCAUCUCUGAAACAGAAAAUGUUUUUGGAAAGGCAAAGGAAGAUCAGUCAGAGUCUGUUACAAAGAUGGACGUUGACGGGAGCCCAAGUGAUUUUACCGAUGCCAAAACAGUGACUACCUGUGGUGGAGAGUCACCUAGAGGAAGUGACAACACUGUAGUCUCUGAAACAGCAGGAGAUGCGCAGCUAGUUACUUCCUCAACACUCACUGACUGUGUGAAAGACACAGAGGUUUCAAAUACAGAAAAUGGCUCAGAAGCCAAAGAAAGCCACCAGAAUUCUUGUUGUUUGAGAGAGGAAAGUCAAGAUGUCACUGUCGUAAAUCUGCAGGAGAUUCAAUUUUCUCUUGGCAAGGACACAGGCAUGCCAGAAGAUAAACUUUGUGCGUCAAGCAGCAGUAACGGCUGCAGCAGUGCCUCAAAUAAAAAUGUUGAAGAAAAUGAUGGAUCCAUAAACAACAAUAAACAAGAACAAAGAACUGAGAGAGCUGAUAAAACACAUUCUUCUCCAGAGUCACACAGCAGUAUAAGACCUCAGUCACCUCAAAUGUUUUCACUGUUAAGGAUGGAAGAUUCAGACAAAGGCCACACUGGCCAGGAAUCUGGUCAAGCAAACGUUGAAACGCCUUCACAAAAGAAAGUUGACGUAGAGACAUUGGAAAGUGCAACGGUGGAUGAUCAUGGACCUUCUCGUUCUGACUCCCAAGAGACAAAGACUGCUAACUGUGAAUCUCUGACAGAAAAUACACAUUCUCUGUACAGACAGUUGACUUCUUCAUGUCUGUUUCCAAACCCAGGAAACAUUGAGCACAUUUCAACAAACAAAAAAACUCUGCAGCCUGGGCCUAAUUUAGAGGAAGAAGCUGUAACUGAAGAGCCUGUUGUCAAAGACUUACCUCAGGGCAGAGUCGAUGCAAGUAGUACUACCUCAUUAUUACAAACUGCUGCUGCCACAAAUGGGCAAAAUAUAUGUUUGGAGCCAUGUGAAAGAGUGCUUGAAAAACAUAGCCCACAUAUUACCCAAGAAGCAGAGGAAACUAGCCCAGAACCAGCUUCAGUUUCAGCUCAACCACCAGAGUGCAUAGGCCAGGUACGCUCUGAAAUGGGCCCUCCACUUCCUCCUUUACUGACCCCCCUGUGCACACCUCCAAAAGCAGGCAAGUCAAUCAAUCCAAGGCAGGCUAUUGGGAAACUCUCUUUUCCCUCACCCAUGGAUAGAUUGGCUUCUCCUACCACUCCUGUCCUGACCCCCCACAUGACACCUAACAGUCAGCAUCUGAGUUCUUCAUCCCAAAACAGUCCAGUCCCUCCAAACGGAGUCCCCUCUUCACCACUUCAGUUUGGCUCUGCCACUCCGAAACAUGCUGUGCCGGUCCCAGGUCGCCUGCCCUUAACAGCCAUGAAUUCCUCCCCGUCGUCCUCCUCCAGUCCUUCUCAGGAAAACUCCAUGAGGAUUCUUGACACCAUGUAUCCAGAGCUCUCUGCCCGUGCCCGAACUCUGAGCAUUCUCAGGGGGAAUGUUGGUCUCAGCAUUUGUUCUGCAGAGAGUGGGACAUUAUCUACAACAACUGACAGUCAGAUGUCUGGCUUUAAAAGCAUCAACUCCAUCUCAACAGCCUUCACCAAAACUGAGAUGAGAGGAGAAAAGAGACAGGCCGUCAGUUUGCCUCAGCUUAAAAACAGCAAAUGUCGCAGGCUUGAUAGCUCCUCUCCUACCAUCAGUCGCAGUCCGGUGCCUUUGUGCUCGUCAAACAUUGGAGAGGAGACCACCUCACCCCAGACUCCGAGGCUUGAACAGCUCAAAAACGAAACAGCCUCUCAAUCCAUGGACAGUGGAGAAGCUGCAGAGCAGGAUCUUGUAGUUAACGCCUUAAAGAAAAUCGAAAACCAGUGCUUUGAUCUGUUGCCUGUGAUACAGAGCCACCUGCACAGUGGGAAACUUCCCAAAAAGCCCGUCUUGAGAGAUGAGGAGAAGGAGGUCAUCUCUGAAAUUUCCCAGGACGGCUCGCUCAAGGCAGACGAUAUGUUUUUGGCCAUCCUGAACAAGCUGAAAGCUGAGAAAAAGGACCUCAGCAGCAACUACAUGCAGGCCCUCUGCCGAGUCUACACAGGCAUCUGCAGGCAGAAGAGAUACUGGGAGAAGGCUCAUAUCCUGGCGUACAGCAUUCUCACAGAAGAUUUCCCAGAUUCUGCUAAGCUGAUUUUGUUUAUGGUGACAACAUGGCCCAGUGUUCUCUCACACAGUAGCUCCCUGUGCCAGGCCAUACAUGCUGUUAUGAGACAGAAAGCACAAGAAGAGCCCCUCAGAUGCCUCUCAGCAUUCCUCGGUUGGGAAAAGAGUCCUCCCUGCGACAUCGACCAGCUGAUCUCCAGAGUACUGUCUGAGCUUCGGUCAGGGUCAAAUCUGUCUUUCACAAAACACAGUCGGUACGGGUACGACCUGGGGGCUGAGGCUUGGGAACAUGUCUUCACACUGCACCUCCUCUGUACACACAAGAAGUGGAAGUGGACCUAUGAAAAUGUAUUGGGCAAGGAGCUGUGGCCAUUAAUGAACACAUGGGUGGCACAACCCAGAGAUCAACAAGCACCUGUUUCUGAUGUAACUGUUGCCACUGUGCUCCGACUCAUAGGACGCCUCGGUCAACUGGGAAUCAAAGAGAGGUGUGUUUCCUCUGUGGGAACUGUGGCCAGUGUCAUCAACACAUUUGUUAGGCAUGGACAGGCUGAAGGUGUACCAUGGGAGGUCCACUUAGCAGCUGUCUACUGCAUCUACGAACUGUCGCCAUGCAACCCCAAACAAGUCCUGGGCGCCCUUGCGGCAUGGAGAGGGGAAAUGUCUCGGAGCGUCCCUCCAGCUGUCACUAGCUGUAUUAACCAGUUAGCCUCUAUCUGCAGACAGGUCAAGAGCUGAGGGAGACACAUGCGCUGUACAAAUCCACAUGGACAUGCAUGUGGAUUUGUAAAGACAGGAAGAAUGCAGAUCCCUAGAUAGAGACGUUUACCUCAUGUACCUCAGUAAGUCUUGAAGUCACAGUCUCAGACUUCUUAAACAUUUGUUUAUUUAUAUGCACUUCUACUCUAAAAUGAACCUGUUAGGUAAAUCUAUCAGUUCUCCAAUUUUGUUGCAAAUUUAAAUUUUUAACAUAAGAGAUGCAUAAAAUUUGGUUGCCAAAACUGUUUUAGCUGUCCACAUCCUGUUGUAAAUGUACUGGUAUAAUUGCUGCCUGUCUGCUAUACUCAGGUAAUGCUCUAAAAUAUUGUAAAACAUGUACAUGUUUAUUCUGAUUUAACUUUGGUGCUGCUGUAAUUGUUUCUUCAUUCAAAAGUUUGUAAAUAUGAGGAGUUAAAGUUUGUAUGAAUGAAAAAUAAGGUUGCCACAGUAAAUGGUUUGUACAGUUUAAAGUUAAAGAGGUUAUUUAAAUUUUUUCAAAUUAAA